AGGAUCAGGAAGUAAAGAGACAGCGGCGGUUUGCACGCCCCAGGCGUCCAAGUAGCAGCAGCUUGGUUUACUUUCAGAGUCCAGAGAAAAAAGGGUUGAAGAUGGCGACCGACUCGGAGCGCAGUCCUCCUCCGUUCCCGGACUCCGAGGACCAAGAUCUGCUUGACCCUGAAGAAGUCGAAGGCCGAGACAGUGAUGAAGACGACGGAGACGACUUCUUCAUGAGCGCAAACAACCCUCCAGUGACUAAAACGGACACCACGCUGCCACCCAGUGAUGUUUCAGUGAAGCCUCCCACUGACAUCAUGAGCGGUCCUUUAAUCGAACCCAUCAGCAGCCAAAGAGAAAAUAAACCAGUGAGUGAAAUUGUCCGUGAAUCCUCGGAUGAGUUCGUCAACCUGACAGACAGCGUAACUGAAGCUGCUGCUGACACAGUUGCAGCUGGAAGCAUCGUUAAAGCUGCAGCAAAAGACACAGCUGGAGUUUUAGAUGAUCCCUCAGAUGAUUUUGUCGACUUACUGGGAAGUGAAACCAAGGAACUGCAAGAGGAAGUACUGGUGGCAGAUGUUACUGUUAAGACAGCACAGGAAAGUGAGGUGUCCAGUGUUGCACAUCCACCUGGUAUUGGGAAACAGGAAGCAAAAAAAAACUCCACUGCUCAAGUUAUUGACUUCAGCAGUGGUUUGUCAGCCAGCAACAGACACCAGCCGCUUGGAGCUGAUAGAAUUGGUGACCCUUUGGUUGACCUCCUUAGUGAUGCUCCACCUGCUGCACCACCCGCUGCUGAUGCCAAAAUACCAAGCAGGGCAACAGUCGAUCUAUUCGAGGAUGAUGGAAGUGACUGGUUUACAGAACCACGGCAGACAAAAUCAGCCAAGCAGCCACAGAAAAGCCUCUUCAGUGAACCUGAUGAGGAUCUGUUUGGUGAGCCGCUGGGUGCCUCCUCGAAGAAGACCAUCAAUAAAGAGCCGAAGGACAAAUCUGUGUCAUCCAAAGCUGCUCCUAAUGAUGGUAUAAACACAGGUGGGCCUCUACAAAACAGCAGUUCUGCAGAACCUGCUGAUAUCUUCACCGAGGAAGCCAUCACUACAGCACCCAGCAUCAGAAACGCCAGCACUGUCAACCCCAAGACCAACGGAGCCCUCUCGGAAGAGGACCCUGACAUAUUUGCUGCAGACGCCACAGUGGAGCUUUCGCUCGACAGCCCACGUAAUGAAAGAAAGAAGGAGGUGACCAAACCAUCUGCAUCCAACCCCUCCCUGUUGACCGCUGCCAGCCUGGCCAAGCCACAAUCUGAAACCUUGGAGGAGUUGGAAGAAGAGGAGCAGGAAGACAAAUUCGACAUCGCUGUGUCUGUCAAAGAUCCUGAAAAAAUAGGGGACGGGAUGAACGCUUACAUGGCUUACAAAGUAUCCACACAGACCACACUGCCCAUGUUCCGCAACAAGACAUUUACAGUGAGGCGACGCUUCAGCGACUUCCUUGGCCUCUAUGAGAAGCUGUCUGAAAAACACGGACCAAAUGGCUUCAUCGUGCCUCCGCCACCAGAGAAGAGCAUUCUGGGUAUGACAAAGGUGAAGGUGGGGAAGGAAGACUCCUCAUCUGCAGACUUUGUUGAGAGAAGAAGAGGCGCUUUGGAGAGGUAUCUCCAGAGGGUGGUAAAUCACCCAUCACUUCUCCAAGACCCAGAUGUCAGAGAGUUCCUGGAGAGAGAAGAGCUGCCAAGAGCAGUGAACACCCAGGCUCUGAGCAGUGCUGGCUUCAUGAAAAUGAUCAACAAAGCAACAGAUGCUGUCAGUAAAAUGACCAUCAAGAUGAAUGAGUCAGAUGUGUGGUUUGAGGAGAAGCUGCAGGAGGUGGAGGCUGCAGAUCAGCAAUUCAGGAAGCUCCACGCUCUCGUCGAGUCUCUUGUCGUCCACAGGAAAGAACUGUCGUUGAACACAGCGAACUUUGCCAAGAGUGCAGCAAUGCUGGGCAGUGCCGAGGACAACACCGCUCUGUCCCGAGCUCUGUCUCAGCUGGCCGAGGUGGAGGACAAGAUGGAGCAGUUACACCAGGACCAGGCUGAGAACGACACCUUUGGCUUUUCAGAGCUCAUCGCAGAUUACAUCCGCCUGCUGGGAGCCGUGAGGGGGUCAUUUGAUCACCGGAUGAAGGCAUGGCAGCGUUGGCAAGACGCGCAGGCCGUGCUGCUGAAGAAGAGGGAGACUGAGGCCAAACUGCUGUGGGCCAACAAGCCAGACAAACUGCAGCUGGCCAAAGAGGAGAUCACUGAGUGGGAAGCCAAAGUGACACAGUAUGAAAGGGACUUUGAAAGAGUUUCAGCCACCGUGCGCAAGGAAGUCAUCCGCUUUGAGAAAGAAAAGACCAAGAAUUUCAAAAGACAGAUAAUCAAGUACCUGGAGUCUGUGCUUCAUUCUCAGCAGCAGCUGAUCAAGUACUGGGAGGCUUUCUUGCCAGAAGCAAAAGCGAUCGCCUAAUUGUCGAGCACCGGCCUUUUGGAUAACAAAAACAGGCUGCCUUUUUCUUAUACACUUUACCUCUUCUGCCUUUAAACCAAGGGAAAUGUGUGCAUUGUAAAAGGAGAUACAAUCAACCUGUUUUUUUUAUCACCUCUAACAUGUAGCUCUAUUCUAUUGUAUUAACUGUAUAUUUUCAUUUAACCUUCCACAAAUAUUUUCUUAUUAGAUGAAGAGUUUGCAUAUUUAGAGGUACAGACACACAAGGAGAGAAAUUCUAGAUGAAAGAUUCCAUUAAUUCUCACAGGAGAAGGGAAAUGAACUGAGUCCAUUAUUCUCAGGAUUUCCCCUCAAGUGAUCAGGAGCUCCUUCACAUUAACCAGCAGUGGUUAAUUCUUUACAGCGCGGCUGCUGCUCUGGGGACUUGGAUGAAGAAAGUGUCCGUGUGUCCAUCUUUUUAAUCACUCAAAGGGAUAAAAUAACAAAAAAAGAGCACUUCCAUCAGGUACAUAAAGUACCACCUAUGUUUUUUUUUUUUUUUUUUCCACUGACAUUUAUAUUGCUCUUGAUGCUGAGGGGCUGAAGGAGAAAGAGGCAUUCAAUGAACAGGGUGUAUGGCUAUGGUCAAGGGCUGCACUGUUCUGAAGGUGAAGCUUGUGGGUUUAAUGCUUUAGAUUUCAUUUGACAUUGUGCAAACUUCACUGUUGUAACUGUGCAUGUCUGUGCCUUUCCAGUCAGAAUGGUGUUUUGUUUCCAGACACCAAGUUAAAUCCAGUUUGGGAGAAAGUUGUACACAGUUGUGGCCAGUGCAGAGGCUUGUUCAGCUCCAUCCACAACAACCACUGUGACUUAACGAGUGUCAUUGCUGAAGGUAAAGAACCAUGCUGAUGUUUAAGUCCAUUUAAUAGAAAUCCUUUUUUUUUUAAGUCACUGUGAAGUUUUUUCCUACCGUGCAGUCAGCCUUUAGUGCCACUGCUGUGUGAACAUCAAACUGCAGAGACUUGAAACAGAUAAUCCUCAAAGUGAACAGCAUGUUGUUGUUACCACGGCCUUACCAAGCAAUGAUGACUAACUUUGAGGAAAACCCGUUAAUGCAGACAUGUUUUCACUGUAUGGAUUAGCGUUCUCAAGCAUGUUUCAAGUCUCAGCAAGUAGUGAAAAAAACAAAGCAGUGUGUGUCUGGAAGGUUGGCUGCUGUUUUGAAAUAUGGUUGGUAAUGUAAAAGAGCUGCCACUAA
Molecule: messenger RNA, 3696 nt
Organism: Monopterus albus (swamp eel)
Lineage: Eukaryota; Metazoa; Chordata; Actinopteri; Synbranchiformes; Synbranchidae
Gene: snx1a
Product: sorting nexin 1a
Exons: 16
Coding region: 102-2480 (792 amino acids)
Biological process (GO): intracellular protein transport; early endosome to Golgi transport
Cellular component (GO): endosome membrane; endosome
Molecular function (GO): phosphatidylinositol binding
Source: RefSeq, a predicted model, not a curated record